UGUUCUAAAAUAUACAAGACUAUUGUGUUUCUGUGGUUGUGCUGGUACUAUGCGGCAGUCUGAAAUUCAGCAUAGCGUGCUCCCAGCGUUUGUAAAAUUCCCGUCAGCUCCGUGGCUGCACAGUGCGGGCAUUGCGUUUGUACUGGCGUUUUCGAACACUAGCGAGAUGGUAACUUCUCGUUUUAACGCAACAGAUUUAAGCAAGCUGUUGAAAAAGCCUAAUGCGUGUGUUUUUCUCCGAAAGUCUAAACGACAUAUAGCUCUCACUCCUAAAGCUUUAAACAACACCAAUGACUCCGUUCUUGUUCACUUGAACAGGCUAGUCAGAAAGUUUGAUCCAGAGCUGGAUGCUGUGGUUUUAGGAUGUCGGAAUGUUAGCAUUCUCACGAAUUUGGGCACCAUUGUGGAUGACUCUCCCCAUGUACACCUUGAUAUUGAAGCUGAAUUUUAUUUAUUUAAACCAGAGAAGGACAGCUUACUUUCAGGUGUCGUAAACAAGAAGAGUAGAGACAACAUUGGCUGUUUAGUUCAUGAUAUAUUUAAUGUAUCCAUUCCUAUAGAACCAGAUGAAGGAAUUGAUAUUGACAAUAUAAGCAUUGGGCAAACAUUGACGUUCUGUGUUGUAGUGGUUGAUUUUUCACAUCCAAUUCCUUUCAUAAAAGGAAAACUCAUUGAUUCUCGAGCACAAUCUCCGGGUAAGCAGGCUUCCGAUGGCAAAAAAAGGAAAAGGAGUGACCAGCUCGAAGUGUGCAAAAAGAUGAAAUUGGAAAUUGACUCCCCCUUAUGUGCAGAAGAUAAUGUUAAUACCUUUACACCACCUAUUAAAUUUCCUACUUCUAUUCUUAAAAAAACUACUCCAUUUGGUGUUGAGAGCAGUCCUGCAAGGAGAAUAUCGUUUUUUGGUGAUGUACCUGAGGCUCCAAAUGAAACAAAUACUACUGAAGGCAAAGCCAAAAAGAAAAAGAAGAACGAAGCCUCAUUUUUGGAAGAGAGCCCUUCUCGGCGGAAGAAAAAACCGUCUGUCAGUUCACUUGGCAAUGAACCAGAAACUGAAGUUGAAAUUCAAGACAGUAGACAAAUUGAUUCUGAUUCAACUGGUAAUCAAAAAGUGAAGAAAAAGCAUUCUGAGCAAACAGAUCAAGUUCAUGAUUUUGCAGAUGAACCAGAGCAAGACUUCAACAUUUUACAAGAUUUUAAAGUCCAUUCAAAAAAGACAAAAAACAAAGCUGCUUUUGAAAAUUCUUCAAAGUUAAUGGAAGCAGAUGAAAUAUCAAAAGAAAUUAAUGAUCUUUCAGCUUCACACUUAAAAACUAAAAAGAAGAGAAAAAAACAUGAAAUUUUAGAAGAGGUACCAGGAACGUGUAAUGCAAGCAAUAUUCAUGAAAAGAUCAAGAAACAAGGGAGCAGGAAUGAGAAUGAAACAUGGAUAACUAAACAAAACCACCAUGAUCAAGAGCAAAGUAACGAGACACCCAAUCGGAAGAAGUCAAAGAAAAGUAACAAAAUGGCCUUGAAUGAGCAAGAGAACACAAGUUACAUUACUGGCAAAGGAGAACAUUCUGAAGAGAAAGCCCAGGGUAGUCCUCAAAAAAGAAAAAAAAGAAUAUCUGAAGAAAAGGGAGAAUUGAAAAUAAGAGAGUUUAAUGUUGCAGAAAUUAUUAAUAAGACAGUGGAAGAUGCAAUGAAAAGUAAAAAGAGAAAAGAGAAGGGUAUAUCAGAAGUAGAUGUUCAACAGAAUGAAUCUUCUGUUUCUUCCCCAAAGAAGCAAAAUCCAAACUUCACAAAUGAAAUUAAACAAAGAAAGAAAGCAUUAAGAAAGGGUAAGAAAGAUCCUUUGCAGACUCUCACUUCUUUUUCAGAGCAUUGUGCCACAGAAGAGCAACAUCCUCAACAAAGCAUUUUGCAAGCUGUACAGUUAACACCAGUUGUCAAGAAAAAGAAGAACGAAAAAAUUAGUCCGGAGCAUGGUGAAGUGUCGGAUUCCAGAGUACAUGAAUAUUUUGGUAAAAAAGACAAGUCUUUCUCAGAAAACUCUAAAAUAAAAAGAAUAAUUAAUAGUACCACCAUAGAUAGUUCAAAUCGUUUGCAAGAAAAUCACUACAGUGGUGCUGGUGAUAAUGGUUUUGAAUCUUUGUCUCCCAUUAAGAAAUCUAAUGAUGAUAAUGAUGAUGAUGAUGAUGAUAAUGAUAAUGAAGAAGAAGAAGAAGAACCCUCAGGAUUCAUUACAUCUACCCAGAUUGAAGGUUCUAAAACUAAGAAGAUGGUUUCCAAUGCUGUAUCGUUUGGUAAUGAUCUUAAUGAAGUUUCUGUGAGAAAUUCCUUUUCUGAUUCAGAUUCAUUUGAUGUAGAAGAAUUUUCACUUAGUUAUGUACCUCAAAAUGUGAAACAAAAGAAAGAAAGUAAAGACCAUAUUGCAUCACCUAUCAGUUCUCAGGAAAGGAAAUCACAAAUCUCAGGUAACGGCAUAGAUGCUACAAACUCCACCAAUGUUACUACUAAACGUGGUAAACAUUCAGAUAUUGAUAACAUCAGCAACAAUAUGCUUGUACCUAGACUUUCUCCUUUUACUUCAAAGCAGAACAUGACUGUUCAAAGCAUGAACCAAAAACGCCAUUCCAAAUCUUCUGGAGCAGAUUCUAGCAUUAGUGAUUCAGAAUCUCAUUCUCGUGAACACAACAAGGAGCUACGAAUAUCUACAAUUAAAUCUACGGAAAUAUGUUCUCCGAAAUCAGUGAUUUCAAAAGGAGUGCAGACUGAUGAAGAAAGUGAUGGUGUAAAGAGUAAUGAACAUGCAGCAGGAAAAGAGAAGAAAAUGUAUUUCUCCGACAAACAAAUGAAAGUACAAAGUAGAACUCUUACCAAUACAAAGCAUAAGCGUAGUGAAUCUAAUGAUGCUGAUAGCACAGAUUCUGACCUGCCAACCUUCCUUAAAAAACCCACCAAGUUAUCAUCAGUAACUACCCAGAGUGGAAAUGUACCACAUGAACCUAAGGUAAGCAGUAGCAACACGCAUAAGAAAGGAACGAGAAAGUCGAAGAUAACGGAUGGAGGACCACAUCUUAAUCCUCAGAAGCAAGAUCCAAUGUCUCCUGUCAAAAAGAAUAUAUUUGACAAGCCGAAAAGCAAGGGAAUGGAUAAAAAACAUGACCCUGUAAGUAGUAGUGUUGAUUCAAAUUUACAUCUAUCCAAGAAAGCCAAACCAGCAAAACAAAAGCAAUUCCCUAAUUCGUAUCAAGAACAUGGUUCGGACAGUAGUAGUUCCGACUCUGAUGUACCAUCACCCAAGCAUUUACCUCCAUCCAAGGCUGCCAAAACAAAAACACAAAAGGAAGUUCAUGUUUCAUAUCAAGAACAGGACAGCAGUAGUUCUGAUGCAGAUUUACCUUUGUCCAUGGAUGUGCCUCCAUCCAAGGCAGCCAAAACAACUACACAAAAGCAAUUCCCAGUUGCACAUAAAAAACAAGCCUCUGUAAGUAGUAGUGUUUCGAUUUAUCUCUAUCCAAGGCGACCAACUAAUAACACAAAAGCAGAUCCCUGUUUCGUAUCAAGAACAUGGCUCGCACAGCAGUAGUUCUGACUCUGA
This is a messenger RNA of Gryllus bimaculatus (two-spotted cricket), 3583 nucleotides long. The record is from the annotation of a GenBank genome assembly. Lineage: Eukaryota; Metazoa; Arthropoda; Insecta; Orthoptera; Gryllidae.